AUGAAUUCCAAUCAAGAAGACACUGGUAUUACAAAUACAUCUAUAAAUACUGAAUCACAACAACUAGAACAACAUCAACAAACACAUGUUAAUAUUGAUAAAGUUGUAAAGAACAAUAACAACCAUAAUGAUGAAAGAGAAUGUUAUUGUCCAUUCUGUGUUGGAUGUACUGGAUGUGUUGGAAACAUCAAUCAAGCAGAGAGAUUGAGAAAGAAGGAUGCUGAGAUGAGAGAACAGAGUCGUAAAUUCCAAGAGCUUACCCAAGAAUUAAUCAGACUUCGUAACAAGGAAACCAAGAUUUUUAUCCCUUGCACAAUACUC
Messenger RNA from Acytostelium subglobosum LB1, 321 nucleotides. RefSeq lists its product as hypothetical. The transcript has a single exon. NCBI's taxonomy places the organism in Eukaryota, Evosea, Eumycetozoa, Acytosteliales, Acytosteliaceae. The record is from RefSeq and is a predicted model, not a curated record. The annotation marks the transcript as partial.